AUGCCACUCUGCAAUGAUGCACUUUUCGCCGAUAUAAUGGAGGUAGUGACAUUCCACGUGGAUGAUAAUAACAUCAGGAACAACAACAUUGAUGUUUCCGAGCCAAACGAGAAAUUAAUUUACGAGCAAUGUUUUAAUAAUGGCAACAUGGUCCCCGAAGAAAGCAACAAUUCGUGUAAGAGAAAAUUAGAUGUUGAAUCAGAGGUAGACAAUUUUAUUGAACAAUCCUAUGACGAUGAGCCGAUGGAGGCAGCUUGCAAAAAGAAAAAACUCCAUCAACGAUGCCUAAAUGUUUCAAGAAUUUACGAGCUCGGAGAUGACAUGAUUUACCAAAUAUUGAGCUUUCUUGACUAUCUAACUAUUCUAAAAAAUUGCAUGAGAGUUUCCAAACAAUGGUUCUCUAAUGGCUUAAGAGUUCCAAUAUCGAUCAAAUUCAUGAACAAGCUUUGCAACAAGUCGAUUCAUUCAGUGUUGCAGCAACUCACGUCAAAUCAAAAUAAGAUUAACAUAACCGGACUUGAUUUACUUCCAGCAGUUAAAAUCAAACCAAAAACAUUGGAACUCAUAGCGAAUAGCGAUGCCAUGAACAAUUUACGACGUCUAAAUUUCAACCUAAAUCCAGGCUGCUCUCCACACGAAAGCAUUGUAUCUCUUGCUACAAGCAAGUAUAUGAGCAAUCUUACUGAAUUGCAGGUGGAAAACAUCACCGCUUUCGGCAUACAAAUUCUUGCAUCAAGCGCAAACAUGAACCAGCUUAAGAAAUUGGCAUUCAUUGGUUGUGGAGUUGAUAGGAGAGCCAUUAAAACCAUUCGUGACAACAAAUGGAUCAAUAACAACUUGACAUCUCUCACAUUUUCAGAAACUGAAGUCGAAAGCGAGGAUAUUGAGCUACUGUUGUCGAGUGAGUUAGCAAAAAAUCUGAAACAAUUGGUGAUAGAAUGUCUAACUAUCUCUGAAAAUGGGAUAAAAGCUAUUGCUGAGAGCUCUUCUUGUAAUCUAACAGAUUUGGGCCUUUCGUGCAGUGAUAUCGGACAGAAGGAAAUCAGAUUAAUUGCCACAAGCCCUAACUUGAGAAACCUUACUAGAUUAGACCUAACUUGUUGUAAUGAGCCAGAGAGUGGUGUAAAAUAUCUGGCCGAGAGUCCGUACCUCAAGAAUUUGAGAACUUUAAUGAUAAACGACACAAGUAUUAAGGUUGACGGGAUUAUUUCCAUUACAACAAGUCAGAAUUUUUCCAACUUAACCGAGCUACACAUGGACAUGUGCGAUUUGUUGAAAAAAGGAGUUCAAUUUAUUGCUAACAGCUCGAUCAUGAGAAAUUUGAAAAUUUUACGGUUGAACAAUAAUCUAGUGUCUGAUGGCCUUAUUUCCAUAUCCCAUAGUGAAUAUAUGAGCAACUUACGAGAGUUAGAGUUGUCUGCGAAUGACAUUGAAACGCCAGCCAUUAUUACUCUAUGUACAAGCAAAUUCUUGAAAAAUUUAACACGCUUAGAUCUCAGUUACAACAACAUUGGAAGCGAGGGAGGAAUUGCUAUCGCAAAUAGUGAAAAUAUGAAGAGUUUGAGAUUUCUCAAUCUAGAACACUGCGAAAUUGGUUCAUUUGCAACCAUUGCAUUGGCCAACUGUGCCUACAUGGCACGUCUUACCCACCUUAACUUGGCUCAUAAUGAAAUUGAAAAUGAAGCAGCUAUUGCUGUGAGUAACAGUCCAUAUCUUCAAGAUUUGACAUUUUUGAAUGUAGAAAGAAACCGAAUUGGUUUUAAAGGUGCAAUUGCUAUUGUAGAAAACCUUCGAAAUUUAACAGAUUUAUGCCUGUGGGACAAUAAGAUGAUACCAACAGAUGAUGAUGUCAGAGAGUAUUUAUACUCAAAAUUACCUCAAGCACUCAAAAAAUGGAAAAAAGCAGAGGACAAACAAUGA
Messenger RNA from Naegleria lovaniensis, 1920 nucleotides. RefSeq lists its product as uncharacterized. Lineage: Eukaryota; Heterolobosea; Eutetramitea; Acrasida; Naegleriidae. Gene Ontology annotation, biological process: nucleocytoplasmic transport; activation of GTPase activity. The coding region runs from base 1 to 1920 and encodes 639 amino acids. Gene Ontology annotation, molecular function: small GTPase binding; GTPase activator activity. The transcript has a single exon. Gene Ontology annotation, cellular component: perinuclear region of cytoplasm; cytosol; nucleus. The record is from RefSeq and is a predicted model, not a curated record.